AGUCGGUCAAUCCUUAUUUUCCCGCGAGUUUAAAUGUGCAUAACCGUAUAUACCUGGAAUCGAGUUGACUCGGUUAUUCAAACACAGUCAGGAACGGAAAAUGUUUAUACUCCGAGUUCACUCAGUAGACACAGAGCAUCCUGUAACCGUCGAAGACACCACAUUCUUUACCGUAUCAACAACAUCAGCCACCGCCCACUCAAACCCUAAUCCUCACCCGAAAUACAGCGAAAGAAGAGGCGUCGUUCAUCUCUAUCGAAGCGCAUCGCAGUUGCCAAACCCUAACUCGCGAUCCACUUCUCUGUUCGUUGUUGCCGUACCUAAUUACUUCUCCUCCGAUGAUUUUAUUCGAUUCUGUGAAUCUCAUAUUGAUCAUGUUCAUGAAGUCCUCUUUAUUAGGAACGAUGGGAUGGAAGAUAGGUAUAGUGUUUUAAUAAAGCUUUAUAAUCAGUUGACAGCUGAUGCCUUUUAUGCCAACUUCAAUGGCAACCGAUUUUCGCCUGGUGAGGCCGAGAUAUGCCAUAUUCUAUAUGUGCUUUCUGUUGAUUACACUGAAGUUGCGGAGAUUGCCAGUACUCCUCCAGUAGGAUUCACCGAGUUGCCUACUUGUCCAAUUUGCCUUGAGAGAUUGGAUCCUGACACUAGUGGCAUACUCAGUACACUUUGUGACCAUUCAUUUCAGUGUUUGUGCACUUCAAAGUGGACCUAUCUGUCUUGCCAGGUCUGUCGACUUUGCCAGCAGCAAGAAGAGAAACCAGCUUGUUCUGUAUGUGGAACCUCAGAGAAUUUAUGGGUUUGUUUAAUAUGUGGAUUUCUAGGAUGUGGAAGAUAUAAAGAAGGACAUGCUAUGAGGCACUGGCAAGACAUGCAGCAUUGCUAUAUUCUGGAUUUAAGGACACAACAAAUUUGGGAUUAUGUUGGUGAUAAUUAUGUCCAUCGACUGAACCAGUCAAAAGCUGAUGGAAAGUUAGCAGAUAUGAAUUCUCGAGAAGGAGACUGUGGCAGUUGUGGAUGUAGUGAAGAUACUGGAAUUAGUGGGGCUCUAUUUAGCAGCAAAGUUGAAACGAUUGUAGAUGAGUACAAUCAUCUUCUUGCGACGCAGCUGAAGGCUCAAAGACAAUAUUACGAGUCUCUAAUUGCAGACGUGAAAAGUAAACGGGAAAUUUCCAUUGAAGAAGCAAUUGAGAAGGCUGUGACUUUCACAGUGCAGGACAUCCAAAGUAAACUUGAAAAGUUUGAACCGGAAAAAGAAGCUGUUGCAGAAAUCAACAGAAACCUCAUUAAAAAUCAAGACAUUUGGCGUAAAAAGGUCAAGGAAGCUGAAGACAGGGAAGCUUCAUGCUUACGCUCGAGGGAUGAGAGGAUAACUGAUCUGGAGGAACAGAUUCGAGAUAUUACAGUGUACAUCGGAGCCCAGAAAACACUUAAUAACAUGGAAGAUACAAAUGAUAUUCAGGGAGGGACAUUGUUACCUGUACCUUCAAAGCAGUCUUCCCCAGCUAGCAACAGAAAGCACUCAAAGCCUGGUCGAAGGAAAAAUUAAAUGAACAUCUUUCUCUCAUUUUGAGACUUUAAACAUGUGUAUUGUAUAUAAUUGGCAAUUGAAAACUUUUUGUUCUGUCAACUAACAUGUAACUAUUUUUUUGUCCAGUUGUUAUUUCUUCACAUUGUAAUUGAAUAAUGUUUGUGUGUAUUCUUAAGAACCAAAUCAGUGGCCAAACCGGUGUGGUCGCUGGUUCGCAGUGUUAGAUAUGUAUCUAGAAUUUCUAUUUGCUCUAUUUCUAAUGCAAUAAGGAUUAAUGUUUAUUGAUCAA
Molecule: messenger RNA, 1814 nt
Organism: Mercurialis annua (annual mercury)
Lineage: Eukaryota; Viridiplantae; Streptophyta; Magnoliopsida; Malpighiales; Euphorbiaceae
Product: BRAP2 RING ZnF UBP domain-containing protein 1
Exons: 11
Coding region: 101-1543 (480 amino acids)
Biological process (GO): protein ubiquitination; Ras protein signal transduction
Cellular component (GO): cytoplasm
Molecular function (GO): ubiquitin protein ligase activity; zinc ion binding
Source: RefSeq, a predicted model, not a curated record